Messenger RNA from Lycium ferocissimum, 384 nucleotides. RefSeq lists its product as uncharacterized. The record is from RefSeq and is a predicted model, not a curated record. NCBI's taxonomy places the organism in Eukaryota, Viridiplantae, Streptophyta, Magnoliopsida, Solanales, Solanaceae. The transcript has a single exon. Bases 1 to 384 code for a protein of 127 amino acids.
AUGAGCUGCUGGAGUAAAAAAGUCUUGAGCAAGAUUGCAAGUGCAGUAGGCACUCCUGUGUGUGCUGAUGAAUGUACAUCCAAGCAGACCAAAAUCUCUUAUGCUCGAAUGCCCAUUGAAAUCAACCUAACCAAAGAGCUUCCCUCUGUAAUUAAAGUUUCAGACCCCAAGGGCAAUCAGUUCCCUCAGAAGGUGUCAUAUGAAUGGAAACCAGAUUUUUGCCAGAAAUGUAUGAAGAUAGGCCAUAUCUGCGCAGAAGAGGUGCCCCAAAAUGCAGAAUUUCAAGCUCCUAAAAGAAGAAGGAGACCUAGAAAGGUAGAAAAAGUUUGGCAAGCAAGAGAACAAGAUGACACUAGGGUGGAAAAAUCAGCAAAGAGUACCUAA